Thunnus maccoyii (southern bluefin tuna) is the source of this 2779-nucleotide messenger RNA. RefSeq names its product spermatogenesis associated 1 (gene spata1). Bases 914 to 2587 code for a protein of 557 amino acids. The transcript is spliced from 12 exons. The record is from RefSeq and is a predicted model, not a curated record. NCBI's taxonomy places the organism in Eukaryota, Metazoa, Chordata, Actinopteri, Scombriformes, Scombridae.
AAUGAAAGUAGCCUAUUUUAGCUCGGAAAUUAACUCAAUCAUUUACCCCAUAAACUGAGAGUAGUACGGGGGAAAAGCAUAGCUUUAACAUAGCUCAUGAUUUGGUUAUUUUAUUUGCCGAAAUGUGUCUUCUAUAUCUGUUUUGCCGAUGUAGUUUAUGUGGUCUCUUCCACUCUGUAAUUCACAUCGGAAACACGACUGAGUUUCGGAGAGGAAAAACAAAAAAGAAAAGGAAAAUAACUAGAAAAACAAUUCUCGUCUUACAGAAUUACAACUGCCAGAGUACAUGAACGUUACAUCAUUGAAUAGAAAUUGCGGCCUCUAGUGGUGAAAAUGUGACAACACACUGUACCAUGUGACAAGUGGUCUCUGAAAUCGAGAUAAAAUCGUGACUGUUAUCAAUAAAAUAGGUGAAUUUAAUUAAGUAGCAUUAAUUUGUAUACAAUAUACUACAAAAUAAAACGCAACAAAUGUAUUUAUAAUGGGCAAUUCCUUCAUUUCAAAUUUUUUAAAGCAAGAAAAUGUAAAAGAAAAAAGCCAGUUGUAACUUUCACACUGUGGGGUAAAAACUAAGACAAAACAAAACACGCAUUACUUCUUAAGGGUAAAAAAAAAACUAUUAUAACUGCAUAAUCAAUCAAAUUAAUUAAAUGCCAGUUGAUGAGAUAAGCGCCUUCUUCCUGCAGCAGUUGUCAUCAUCAGCACCAGAGCAACCAGUGCUGGCACUCUCAUAAAAGAAACUCCACUGGCCGACUGACUGUGUCUGAUUACACGAGAUUGUUACUUAGCAGUACCGCCUUCACCAGGCAAAAAAAAAACAACAAAAAAACAAAAAAACAAGGCCUCCUGCAAAUAAACGUAACGGGAAUCUGCUUCUCUCCGCUUCUUCGUAUGCUGAACUGGACUGAUAAUAAUGGAGCUUUCGUGUGAGUCAGUGAGAUAUCCUGAGGAUAGAAGACCGACCAGUUGUAAGUUUGUGGAGCUUCAUGUGCUUUAUGUGCCAGAUGACCAGUGGAAUGUAAAGCUGAAUAAAGUCCCCGCUGAAGCCAUAGAGAGCUUCAUAUCUGCUGGCUUCAUCAGGGUUCAUCCUGAUAUCACCUUGAAAACUCUGAGAAGUGAGCUGGGAGCUCUUCUUGGAGCCGAAAGGAGCAUCGACAAAUUCUCCUUCCUGAAAUGUGUGGGGCGCAGUUUGGCUCUGGUCAAAAGCAAACAGGAGAGGGAUCUAAAAGUGAAAACAUUCGCUCCACCGUAUGCCGCGCAGCCGGAGCUUUACCUGCUGCCUGCUGUGGAGAACGACAGCAGUGUUUACUCCCAGUCUCUCACCCCAGACACCAGCAGCAGCUCCUCAGACCACCAGACAUAUUACCCUCCCAAGACGUGCGGCCUGCCAGCAAGGACAAAGGAGCCUGUUAAAUUCCCGCAUAUCACCCAGUGUUCCCAUCAACCACCUCCCACCCCCAGCCUGGAAGAGGAGGACGAGAAGGAAGAAGAAGAAGAAGAAGAAGAUGAGGAGGAGGAGGGAGAGGAGGAGGAGCGAAGCUACAGCUCUUUGGAGGCAGAGGGAGAAAAUGAAGCGGAGGUUCUCUCCUCCACCAAGCCUGACUGGGGAGAGCAGGAGCAUUGCCCGAGAAAGUCACACAAUCAAAGGGCAGCGCUGCCCGUUUCACAGAAUAAAGCUUUACGACUGUGUGAAGCUGAUGCAGCUCGAGUGAAAGAGUUGCCAAAGGAAGAAGAAAGCAGCAGAAAGAAGACACACUACCACAGACCAAACAGAGCGGCCAGAGAUUCAGGAGUAGCCGAGUCCCUGGAGGACAGAGAUUCAGGCUUGUCCCUCACAGACGGGCUUGGGAAAUCAAAAGAUGCACACACAUUUAAAUCUACCAGGAAUAAACCAACAAGUGAGGUGACAGAAAGUCUGGCUGUGUUGUCUCGGCCUGUUCGGUGUACUUCUCCACCUCCGGGUCUAGACCUGGCCUCGGCUGCAAAGAAAUCUGCUGCCUCUCCUAUCUUUCAGACAAACAGAGAGGAACUAAUCGAGGAAAUCAAGCUGGUGAGAGAGGAGAGAAAACAGCUGGAGUGGACGAGGCAAGAGUUGUUAAGAAAGGGGAAAGACCUGUUGGCCCAGAACAGACACCGCAGGAACCAAGCACGUGACAGUUGGAAAAAGAAAUAUUUUGACACCAAGAAGGCCACAGCACCACUGGAGGACAAUCUGAGAAAUGUACGGCAAGACUUGGAGACAUUUUACAACAAACUCUUGCACCAGCUCCACGCCAGAGACAACAGAGGCAAGCCAAGAAGGCAGGGCCGAUCUUCUAUAAAGAUUAUGUGUUUUCAGAAUGAGCUCAUCAUUCAGAUCAUGACAGAGAGCCAUGAGAUUGACAACCUGAAGAGGAAGGUAGAGGAUGCCAAGAUGAAGCUGGUAACAGAGAUCAAAUUGAGGAAACAGGCAGCCACAGAGCUGAGGGCGCUGAAGGCUGAGCUGGCCCAGAAGAAGAGCCAGUCAUCUCAUCCUGGACCUGUGGCCUCUCUGGGCUUUCGAAAUACCACACGGGACAAACCACAAGUUCAAAGUAGCUCCAUCUAGUUCAGUAUGAACAAAACUGUAAACUGUUGUCUGGCAUUUCUAUGCUGGGACAAAUGGAUUCUGCUCUGGCAAAUUUUUCAGGAGAGUAAAUGAAAAAUGACUUAAGUGACUGAAAAUUUAUGUUUGUUUUUUAUUCUUUUAUUAUCUUUUCAACAUGGCUGUUUUGUACCCGAGUUUUGUUUUUUGGUGUCU